AAUGACUGGUUCUACUUGGAUAAAGGAGGUUGUUCAUUUUGAAUUUAGCAAUCUGAGUUGGGAGAAAACAUCUGCAAAUGAAAUUACUAAAGAAUACAAUGAAAACGUUUGCUUUUAUGGAAAUUUGAUACAAAACAUUAAAGUUGGUAGUAAAAUAAUUUGCAAGGAUGACAAAAUCUUUGACAAUGAUAAUGAAAGCUGGGAAAUGAUUGAACAACUUCCAAUCACAAUUAGAUUCCCUUGGCCCACUUCCAAUACAAAUAAAUUUCAAUUUAGAGUUAACAUUAUUGGAGAAGAGAUGAUCUGCUAUUCUGCAAUAGGAGUUUUAAUUUUAAAUCUGUUCAAUUUAAAUUCGUUAUUGGGAAAUGACGUAACGGAAGCAGAUGUUGCGUAUAGUUUUUCUAAACGUACAAAGAUUUGUGUCGAUUACUCGUGCAGAGGAAAACUUAUUGCUAAAGUUAAUGGAAUAUUGGCAACAGCUACUUGUUAUAAUUCGGAUAAAUUUGGUUCUGACGACGACGAUGAUGAUCAUAAUGGUGAUAAUGAUGAUGACGAUGAAAAUGAUAACAUUUGGAGAGUUGCAAAUUGCCAAAGACGUCAGUGUCCUCUAAAUGAUAACGAAGAUGAGAGAAUAUGUCUGAAAGACUUUCUCUCUCCAGUUGGAUGUCUGUGCCCUUCGCAGUUUGAUAUCACUUGUACUAAAGAGUUUGACGAGAUGACAAGAAAAUUCAAGUAUCAAGCGAUUAAAAUGGCCGACUGUAAACCAGAGAAAACUUUAUUCUUUGCUUGUGGUGAACUGCUAAGUACCGUUAUCCUAAAAAAUGGUGUUAAUUUAACUGAAAAUCAAUCAACAAAUAUUGGAAAAGUAUUGAAAAAUUGUCCUAAAAUACAAUCAGUAAAUCUAAGUGGUAAUAAAGAGAUGAAUAAUGGAUUAUCAAAGAUUUGUGAUGGAUUAUCCCUAUCUGAACGUCUCAGUGUCCAGUUCACGCUUGCUUAGAAUAUAUUAAUAAGAUUGUAGAGUGUUGAGGAAUUUUAGAGGACAGCACUAGAAUUGUUAACUUUCACAACGUGUCGAAUAUUAAAAUAUGCAAAACAGUUUAAUUUCAAACAUGUCUAUGAUUGAUAUGGUUGAUAGAAUCUAUUGAAAGCUAAUUUUCCAAAGAAAUGAUGGAACCAAAAUUAAUUACACCAUAUCUCUCUGGUUCGUUGCUCAUUUCACAUAAUCGCCCACUAAAAACAUUUUUUAGGUAUACCCUGCCUUGGGGGACCUAUAGGACCAGGAAUACCUUGCUGACCAGUAGCACCAGGUAUGCCCUGGGGACCUAUAGGUCCAGGAAAACCUUGUGGACCUGUAGGACCAGGAAUACCUUUUGGACCUGUAGGAGCAGUUAUGCCUUGGCGACCUAUAGGUCCAGGAGUACUGUGUAGACCCAGAGGGCUAGGAACACCUUGCUGACCAUUGGCCCCAUAUAUGCCCGGGGGACCUAUAGAUCCUUUAGUGUUAGGUUCCAUACAUUCUUUUCCUGAAUAGCCAGGAUUGCAGACGCAGUGCCAUAAAUGUCUCUUUCUUACCUUGAUUAUUGCAUUCUGUUGAACUACACCACUCGUGAGGAG
Dimorphilus gyrociliatus is the source of this 1614-nucleotide messenger RNA. Lineage: Eukaryota; Metazoa; Annelida; Polychaeta; Dinophilidae. The record is from the annotation of a GenBank genome assembly.